UAGACAUUCAAAAUGAAUGGAAGAUAAUGGAAAAUAAAGUGAAGCAUUUGAAAGUUUUAGCUCCACAUUUUCCAUUUCAAUUUGCUUUUGGCACUAUAAGAGAGAGUCAUAUUAGGCGGAUUGUGACUUGAAAUUUUGGAGAAUACACAGCAAUUCUGGCAUGGAACUGUACAAUGUCUCAUAGUUCUUUAGCUGAAUACUGCCCCGUCAAGGAAGCAAGCAAGCUAGAUCCAAGUGACGGCUGUAAAAUGCAUGACCAAAAUCAAGAUUCAAUGCAAUUGAAAAAAGAAAUCUCCUUGCUCAAUGGGAUCAGCCUCAUAGUAGGCAAUAUGAUUGGUUCAGGUAUUUUUGUCUCUCCGAAAGGAGUUCUUAUCUACAGUGCAUCCUAUGGGUUGUCACUGAUCAUUUGGGCAAUUGGAGGAAUUUUUUCAGUGUUUGGAGCUCUCUGCUAUGCUGAACUUGGAACCACUAUCACCAAGUCAGGAGCCAGCUAUGCAUAUAUCUUGGAGGCAUUUGGCAGCUUCAUUGCAUUUAUUCGCUUGUGGACUUCACUACUGAUCAUUGAGCCAACGAGUCAGGCAAUUAUUGCUAUCACCUUUGCUAACUACAUAGUGCAGCCUGUUUUCCCUUCUUGUGAGCCUCCUUAUUUCGCUUGUCGUCUCAUUGCAGCUGCUUGUGUGUGUCUUCUAACAUUUAUAAAUUGUGCCUAUGUUAAAUGGGGAACAAGGGUGCAGGAUGUAUUCACCUAUGCCAAAGUCAUUGCCCUUAUUGUCAUCAUCAUAACAGGAAUUGUUAAACUAUGCCAGGGACGUUCAGAACACUUUCAAAAAGCAUUUGAAGGAUCUUCUUGGGACCUCGGAGACAUUUCUCUUGCCCUAUACUCUGCCCUGUUCUCUUAUUCGGGUUGGGAUACACUUAAUUUUGUAACGGAAGAAAUCAAAAACUCAGAAAGGAACUUGCCACUAGCUAUUGCCGUUUCUAUGCCAAUUGUGACAGUUAUCUAUAUUAUGACCAACAUAGCUUACUAUACGGUGCUGGAUAUUAAUGCUGUUCUUUCUAGUGAUGCUGUGGCAGUGACAUUUGCUGACCGGGUAUUCGGCAUUUUCAGUUGGACAAUUCCUAUUGCUGUAGCCUUUUCAUGUUUUGGUGGACUUAAUGCCUCAAUUUUAGCAUCAUCUAGGCUGUUUUUUGUAGGCUCCCGGGAAGGCCAUCUCCCUGAUCUGUUGUCUAUGAUACACUUAGGGAGAUUCACACCAAUACCUGCACUGCUGUUCAAUUGUACUAUGACCAUCAUUUACCUCACUGUAGAAGAUGUCUUCCUUCUUAUUAACUACUUCAGUUUCAGUUACUGGUUUUUUGUUGGACUAUCAAUUGCUGGGCAAUUGUAUUUACGCUGGAAGGAACCAGAGCGUCCAAGGCCUCUUAAGCUGAGCCUAUUUUUCCCAAUAGUCUUCUGUAUAUGCUCAGUAUUUUUAGUGGUAGUGCCUCUCUAUAGUGACACCAUUAAUUCAUUGAUUGGAAUUGGUAUUGCUUUGUCUGGAAUUCCAGUCUACUUCAUAGGAGUCUAUUUGCCCAUAUCCAGAAGACCUCCCUUUAUCAACAAGAUUUUAGGUGCUAUUACUCGAGCUACCCAGCUGCUUUGUUACUGUGUUUUGACAGAAAUGGACAUGAGUGAAGAAAAGAAACAGGAGACCAAGUCUUACUAGAUAUGAAGCAAUUCCAAAAAAAUGUAAAAAGCAAAAAACAUGCAACUAAGGAAACAGAAAAAGCUCAAUGGGGAAAAUGGGACAAUUGAAGGAUCAGA
Gavialis gangeticus (Gharial) is the source of this 1804-nucleotide messenger RNA. It is a transcript of the gene SLC7A6, whose product is annotated as solute carrier family 7 member 6. The record is from RefSeq and is a predicted model, not a curated record. Gene Ontology annotation, cellular component: membrane. Gene Ontology annotation, biological process: amino acid transmembrane transport. NCBI's taxonomy places the organism in Eukaryota, Metazoa, Chordata, Crocodylia, Gavialidae. Gene Ontology annotation, molecular function: L-amino acid transmembrane transporter activity.